Sphaerodactylus townsendi is the source of this 724-nucleotide messenger RNA. Its product is annotated as WW domain-binding protein 2-like. The record is from RefSeq and is a predicted model, not a curated record. Gene Ontology annotation, biological process: positive regulation of DNA-templated transcription. Gene Ontology annotation, cellular component: nucleus. The transcript is spliced from 7 exons. Gene Ontology annotation, molecular function: chromatin DNA binding; transcription coactivator activity. NCBI's taxonomy places the organism in Eukaryota, Metazoa, Chordata, Lepidosauria, Squamata, Sphaerodactylidae. The coding region runs from base 37 to 702 and encodes 221 amino acids.
CAGCCUCCAGUGCUCCUCAGCUGAAGCACACUUCAGAUGCUCAGAGGAGCGCCUCUCACCAUGGAGGUGAUGAGAUACCAGUUCUCCAGGUCGGCCAACAGUUCUGAAGAAAGGGUUCUCACUCACUACAGCGAGGUCUCACUGCUGUUGGAAGACAGGCCCGAUUUUCCAGAAGAGCUCCAGGGCGCCAAGAAAGGGAUGCUGUACCUCACCCAAUACAAAAUGAUAUUCCAGCACAAAGAUAAGGGAUCGACCAUCAUUCGUUUCCCACUCCAGCUUCUUGAAGAUUGUUUGCUGGAAGAUGAGCCUGGUUCUAAACCCCAGUGCAUCAAAGGAACCCUGACUUCUGGACGGGGAGCGGUGUCCUUCAAGUUAACCUUCUGUCACGGAGCUGCCACCGAAUGCCUAAGCAUGAUUAAAGACCUGUCUGAAGCCGACAUGUUGAGGGAAGGCAGGAAUCUCCAGGAAUACCCCACUGCCUCCAUCUACACGUAUGCCCACCCUGGAGCACCUCGGUCAGCUCGUUCCCUCAACACGUUCCCACUGUGGCCGCCCCCAUACCCUGGCCCACCGGACCUCCCCCCUCCUUAUUCUGAAGUGCAAGCGACACCCCUGCGAGGGAACCAAGGAUCAGAAAUCCAAGAGGGCUGCUGCCAUUGCAGAAGGCAACAAAUCCAGAAUCAAAUGGGCAGGCAGGACUAAGGACCGACCAGCGCAGAAAGGU